Molecule: messenger RNA, 3028 nt
Organism: Athene cunicularia (burrowing owl)
Lineage: Eukaryota; Metazoa; Chordata; Aves; Strigiformes; Strigidae
Product: potassium voltage-gated channel subfamily C member 1-like
Exons: 4
Coding region: 1010-2305 (431 amino acids)
Biological process (GO): potassium ion transmembrane transport; protein homooligomerization
Cellular component (GO): voltage-gated potassium channel complex; axon; dendrite membrane
Molecular function (GO): delayed rectifier potassium channel activity; protein binding
Source: RefSeq, a predicted model, not a curated record
UACAUACCAAAGACUAUGGGAAAGAAAUGCUGAAUGAGUUCUGUUAAAAUACCAUCUUUGAAAACUGUUUCCAUUCAUUUACAGAUUCAAUCUCCCCCCAAAAAAGUCUACCUUGUUCUUUGUUGUUAAUAAAUGUAGACCAGAUUGAAACGAGUUUACUCAAAAGAAGUGUGAGGUUGAGGGAAUGGAUUUGACCUUCGUUGCCAAACUCCUGUGGUGCCUCAUGCAGUGAAAGUGAAUUCUCAGAAGACACAAGGCAGGGAGAAAACUUGGAACAGGGCCCUGUUCUCUGGAAAUGGAGUUGCACUUUUCAUCUGCUUAAAAAAUGUUCUGAAAGGACAAGCUGUUUACUGCAAUCAAAGGGUCUUAUUCAGAGCAUAGGAACACCAUGUGUCACUUUGCUUGCCAGAUUAUUUCUGGGUUUCAGAAAUCAACCGCAGUGCAAAGGUGGUAAAAGGCAAAUACUGCAGUGCUGUGGAACAGAUAGGAUACAUCAAACUUGAUCAGAACUCCUACUUCCAGAGCCUCAGACAUAUCAGAAAUCAAAUUAAAGGAGUGGUUUUCAUUCCUACUGUCUCUGGGGAGGGAGAAAGAUGUGAUGAGUUUGGUCUCUUACAGAGAUGGAGCAAGGACUGAACUGGGGUAGUUUUCACAUGCUUCACCUGCUUUCAGAAUCUGGAUGUAAGGGGAAUUGUGCUUGUGCUGCUCCUCUGCUUGUGAUGCCGGGCUGGGACGCUGCUCAGUACAGAAUUGGGAGGUAAUGGGCAAAGAGGGCUUGUUGCCCAGAACGCCCCCCCAAGAUUGGCAGCAAUUUGCCAUUCUGGUUUCUGCAGCCUUGCGGUGGUGUUGGGCUGAUAGAAGAGGCUGGGAUUGUCUGUGGAGUCCCUGCGGUGCUUUGGGAAUCCGGAUGGUUGGGUCUCUUCUCCUUUCUUCUGGUUGCAGAGUUGCUGCAAUAGCACCAAGAUAAACAAGAUCCUAUGAGGACUUGCCCCUCCGUCCUCCCUCACAGAUGGAAGGCUCCAAGGAAAAAAUCACCCUGAAUAUUGGGGGAGUCAGAUAUGAGACAUACAGCAGCACCCUCCGGACCUUCCCAGGGACUAAGCUGUGCAGCCUAACAGAGCCCCACGCCCCAAGCAUCUACGACUAUGAUCCCACCACCAAGGAGUUCUUUUUUGAUAGGAGUGCUGAGAUCUUCAGCUAUGUGUUGAACUAUUAUAGGACCAAACAUUUCCACUGCCCCACUGAUACCUGUAGGUCAGUCUUAGAAGAAGAGUUGGCUUUCUGGGAAAUAAAUGAGGCACAGCUAUCAUCCUGCUGCUGGCUGAAGCUGAAUAAAAAGGAGGUGCAGCCAGAGGAGUUAAACAUUUGGGAUGAAAAUGAACAGACGGAUGACCAGUGCCUCAUAGUCCAGACAGAAAGAAGGGAUUUCAGCUGGCGAACCAGGUGGCAGCCAAAGAUUUGGUCUAUGUUUGAAAAACCCUUUUCCUCUUUCAGUGCUAAGUGCUUGGCUCUUGUUUCUCUGCUGUUCAUCGUUGGAAUUGUCAUCAUAUUCUGUGAGGAGACCAAGGCGCAGUUUGAGUUCUUUACUGCUAACUUCUCCUCCAGUGGCCAUUCUGAGCUCUCCCACAACGACCAUGACCACUAUUACCACCAGGCUGCCUACUUGCUUCAUCUGGAGCUUUUGUGUGUCCUCUGGUUUACUUUUGAGUUUUCUGUGCGAUUUUGUUUCUGCCCAGACAAGAAGUUGUUCUUCCAAAAUCCCCUGAACGUGGUUGACUUCCUCUCCCUCUUCCCAGUUUAUAUUGAACUCUUUGUGGCUGGGCAGAUUCAGAGAAUGCCAAGCCUGGGACUUUGGUUGGGCUUUGUUCGCGUUGUCUAUCUCCUCAAACUCCUGAAGAUAUCCAAGCUGAUAGAAACACCACUGAUCCUCAGGGUUCUGUCCUACACCCUCAAAUCUAUCCUCAGAGAGAUUUGCAUUCUGUUGAUGAUUUUGGCCUUUGAGACUCUCUUCUUUGGCUCUCUCUUCUUCUAUGGGGAAUUGCUGGGUAGUCAUCCUUCCUACACAGGGGAGUUGCACAUUGCUGACAUUCUUGUUUGCUUCUGGUGGGCUUUGAUCACACUCACAACAGUGGGCUAUGGAGAUAUUAUCCCUCUCACCACAUUUGGCCAAGUGACAGCAGCCUUAGCUGCAGUAUUUGGCAUGUUAACCAUUACCAUCCCAAUACCCAUUUUCCUGGUGAAAUUUAAAAGCUAUUACGACAUUGCUAUCUUCAAACAGAAGCUGAAAAGGAGCAAGAAACCAUAGUGCUUCAUACCCUCUGUUCCUCUUUGCUUUUGGCAAUAAACCUUCAGCAUGAUUUAUGCCCUUUGGUGGGAAGGGAGUGCAGAUAGUUCUUACUGGAUUUACCUGCUGCCUCAGUGUAUCUCAAACCACUGCUGAGGCCUCAAGCUGCAGUACUUGAUACACAACUGAUCAGACCUGUCAAAUCCCACAGGUCUUUCCCAUGUUGUACUUCAUUCCAUGCUUUUAAAUGUCACAGUUUCUCAUCUAGCUGUUUGGAGACAGGCUGUGAUGCUGCAUUACAGCCUGAACGUGCACCACAUAGCUCAGUUCCACGACCUGGGGCCCCAGCACACUCCCUCAGCUGGCACACAACCUGUGAUGCCAGCGAUGCCUCCAUCGCCUGACAGACAAUAAUCUCAAUUUGCAUGCUGGGAAAAAAGAUUUUUGCAUGGUCCUGCUCUGACAGUGAGGAGCAAACAUGUUGGUUUUUUUUUUUUAAACAAUGUUCUGUUCCCUCAUUUUACCCAAACAAGCCAGUGCAUCUGAUUUGCCUGUGCUCACACACAGAGGUAAGGAAGGCAGCAGGCUGAACUGAGUACCUGUGGUCCCGAGAGCCAUCACUGUUUGAUAACCUACUUUGCGAUCUCACAGGAAGCCACAGAAUUAUAGAAUCACAGAAUCAAAGAAUGGUUUGGGUGGGAAGGAACCUUACAGCCCCUCCAGUGCCACCCCCUGCCCCGGGCA